Sardina pilchardus (European sardine) is the source of this 4774-nucleotide messenger RNA. RefSeq names its product phosphoglucomutase 2-like 1 (gene pgm2l1). The coding region runs from base 702 to 2558 and encodes 618 amino acids. The transcript is spliced from 14 exons. Gene Ontology annotation, cellular component: nucleus. NCBI's taxonomy places the organism in Eukaryota, Metazoa, Chordata, Actinopteri, Clupeiformes, Clupeidae. The record is from RefSeq and is a predicted model, not a curated record. Gene Ontology annotation, biological process: carbohydrate metabolic process. Gene Ontology annotation, molecular function: glucose-1,6-bisphosphate synthase activity; magnesium ion binding; intramolecular phosphotransferase activity.
GUGUCCAAUCCAUGUUACUAUCCUGCGGGUGAAGCAAAACAACUUCUUUUGACAGUUUUUUUGGCCUCGACAUUUGAUGUUUUGUGGAUUUCAGCAACUGAAAGAAUGGAGAAUGCGGACACUUUGCUCGGUUAACGAAACAGAGGAAGCUGUACACUGGUUACUCAGCUAACUGUAGGCUACUGUAGUAUUAGUGUAAUCUAUCUGACUUUGCAGCUAACGGCAGCUAUGUUUUCCAGCAUGUGGCUAGCAAGCGGUCGUCGUGAGUGCGUGAUCAGUCACCACAUUUCGUAGCUGUUGUGGUGUAGUUUUAUGGCUGAUAGUGCGGGAUGUGUCUGAUGUCACUGUGCACAUCACCAGUAAAUAGAGUUAGCUUUUUUUUUACAGGGGAGUUUGGAAAUCAUAGGCCUUCACACUAACCGAACUUUGAAAGGACAUCAAAGCUUCGAUAAACGCAGCGGCACAGUCAAGGUCCGAUGACUUUAUUACAGGGUAGCUUGUCACGUUACUUUACUCGUUGAGUGUGACUGAGCCACCCGCUACUGACCCAUUUGGCAAAUGGGAUUGAAUGGCUUAGCCAAGUAAAUAACUGUGCAUCUGCCUUUUAUUUUUGUGUUAACAGUUGUGCAUACUAGCAAGCUAACGUCAACUGUGGAAGUGCUUAGGACGUGUUAAAUCGCUUUAUUUUCUGGAAACGCACCAUGGGAGACAACGGCGAUAUGAACGCUAACCAAAACUGCCACGCUACGGGAGACCCCCAGUUGGAUAAGGCCAUUUACCAGUGGAUCACCUGGGACAGGAAUGCGCUGACGCGGGCGCAGAUCGAGGUGCUGUCGGGGGAGGAGAACGUUCCGGAGCUGCGGAAGAGGCUGUGCUCCAGGAUGGCGUUCGGAACGGCGGGCCUGAGGGCGGCCAUGGGGGCGGGGUUCUCCCGCAUCAACGACCUCACCGUCAUCCAGUCCACACAGGGCAUGUACAAAUACCUGUCCAAGUUCUUCCCUGACUUUGGGAGCAGAGGCCUGGUGGUGGGCUACGACACACGCGCCCAGGAGGCCAGUGGGUGCACCAGUGAAAGGCUUGCCAGGCUGACUGCGGCUGUUAUGCUGUGUAAAGACAUCCCCGUGUAUCUCUUCUCCACCUAUGUGCCUACUCCCUUUGUGCCCUACGCUGUGAAGAAGCUGGGUGCGGCAGCAGGGGUGAUGGUCACCGCCUCACACAACCCCAAAGAAGAUAACGGAUACAAGGUGUACUGGCACAACGGGGCGCAGAUCUCGGCGCCGCACGAUAAGGAGAUCCUGCGCUGCAUCGAGGAGAGCGCGGAGCCGUGGCCGGAGUCCUGGAACGAGGGCCUGGCCGACAGCAGCCCGCUGCGCAGCGACCCGCUCGACACCAUCACGCGCCUCUACAUGGACGAGCUCGCCACCGUCUGCUUCCACAGGCAGCUGAACGCUCAGUCCCCCCUGAGGUUCGUGCACUCGUCGUUCCACGGGGUGGCGCACAACUACGUGCAGAAGGCCUUCCAGGCGUGCGGCUUCCCGCCGCCCAUCGCUGUGCCCGAGCAGAAGGACCCCGACCCACACUUCUCCACCGUCACCUGCCCCAACCCUGAGGAGGGGCUCUCUGUGCUGGAGCUGUCCGUUCGGCUUGCGGAGAGAGAGGGGGCUAAGAUCGUCUUGGCCACCGAUCCCGACGCUGACCGCCUGGCUGUGGCCGAGCAGUGUGACACGUGCGGGUGGAAGGCGUUCACUGGGAACGAGCUCGCCGCCCUGCUGGGCUGGUGGAUGCUGUACAACUGGAAGGAGACGCACUCUGACCCCUCGGACACGGAGAAGGUGUACAUGCUGGCCACCACCGUCUCCUCCAAGAUCCUCAAGGCCUUCGCACAGAUGGAGGGCUUCCACUUCGAGGAGACGCUGCCUGGCUUCAAAUGGAUCGGAAACAAAAUUCACGAGUUAGAAAAAACAGGAAACGAGGUCAUCUUCUCGUUUGAGGAGUCUAUUGGGUUCUUGUGUGGAACCAUGGUUCCGGACAAGGACGGCGUGAGCGCCGCGGUGGUGGUGGCAGAAAUGGCCGCGUAUCUCCAUACCAAAAACCUGACGCUGAACCAGCAACUGCAGAACAUCUAUGAAACCUACGGUUACCACAUUUCCAAAACCUCCUACGUCAUUUGCAAUGACCCACCUACGGUGAAGAGAAUCUUCACACGCCUGCGGAACUUUGAAGGGGAGAACGUGUAUCCCAAGUCUUGCGGGGGAUACAACAUUGUGAACGUCCGAGACGUGACCACAGGGUAUGACAGCAGCCGACCUGACCAAAAAUGUGUGCUUCCUGUGACCAAGAGCAGUCAGAUGGUCACCUUCACGCUGCAGAACGGCGUGGUGGCCACCCUGCGCACCAGCGGAACCGAGCCCAAGAUCAAGUUCUACACCGAGUUCUGCGCGCCGCCCGGAAAGAGUGACACCAGGAAUCUGGAGGAAGAGCUGAAAAAAGUCACGUCUGCUCUGGUGGAGGAGUUUCUAGAACCGGACAAAAACAAUCUCAUCCGACGGCGCGUCUAGCGAGGUGAUGUCGUCUGAUGGCCGGCGCUCCCGUAGUUUCCCUCCCAUCAGCUCGUCGUCGUCGUGCCCCAGCGCGCUCCGUUAAGUCCGUGGACGCCAUAUGAAUGUACCGCACUGUGAAAACUCACACUUCACUUUAGCAACUCCCAAAGUGAUCGACAGCUUCUCUUUUUUCAGACAUAAGGUGCCGCUCAUUCAGCGCUUGGACGUCCUUCCUCGCUCCUCGCUCCUCGGGCCUCGAGCCUCACUGAUCUACAUAAAGAAUGAUGGAGCGGCAACAAUGGGAUAGUCUAUCCCUUCUUCUAUCUUUCUUUAUGUAGAUCAGUGAGGAUCGAGGCCCGCGGAGCGAGGGGGGACGUUUAAACGCUGAAUGAGAGGCACCUACUGUAUAGUGUUGCCAUGCUGCUGCUGAACUGGCGUUCAAAACACACCUGUGCACACCUGUGCCCCUCGUUAUCACCUGUGCUGAAGUGGCCCCUCGUUAUCACAUCAGCACAUUAAGUGCUCCAGCCUGCCAUAGUGUGUGAUGCACUCCAUGUAUACGUGUCUCCUUGUACAGGUCACCAAGACAUUAUUUUCUCAUGCGUAUUGUAUUGUAUUGUAUUGUAUUGUAUGUUUGAAGCAUUAUUAAGCUAUUUAAUCUGUUCAGUGAUCUGGGCCGGCUUUCCCAGAUUCGUUAAGAAGCUCUUAAGUGCUACAAGAACUUCUUAGGAGCGUUCUUAGAUUACGUUUUUAGAGCGCUUCUAAGAAGUUCUUAGCACUUAAGAGCUUCUUCACGAAUCUGGGCCACCCGGCCCUGGUUGUGUGAAUAACCCGCGUGCUCACUCACCCACCCACUCCGUUUUCUCCCGGUGCUCCGGCGCAGUCCAGCGCGUGCCUGUGACUGCGUGCGCUGCGCUGUGUGUGUCCGCACGCCUGGGUAUGAAUAGCACUUUCUCUCCCAUACCUCAUGCCACCUGUGUGAUGUACUGUGCUGUGGUGUGUGUGUGUGUGUGUGUGUGUGUGUGUGUGUGUGUGUGUGUGUGUGGAUAUACUCGGUGUGGCAUUGCACUUAUAUGCUCCAGUAGGGGGCGCAAUUCUAGCUCAGAGCACACAACCCACUCCCCCCUUUCACACCCCCCACAAUCACUCACAAGUGUCUAGAAACGACAAUCAGGAGGCGCGCAGUUAGUCUGAAUACACCUUCAGUGUCGCUGCGAACAUACAGGGUCACAGCAGUACAGGGUGGAGAAAGCUUUGCAGUGGAGGCUUGUAGCUGGUCCUCUUGGAGGCUAACGGCAGACAUUUGUAUUGUUGCAUACAAAGCAAUAUCCGCUUGAUAUCGAAUGGAUUCACAACAGUGAUGUGAGUCUCAAAAGCUGAGUGAAUGAGCCAGUGAGUGCUGUAUUGCAAGCACUUAAUACACUUAAUGUUCUCUUAUUUCAAAAAAUGAUUAUUAUUAUUAGCAUCGUUUACCUAUUUAAGUUCAAAUACCACGACAACGAGCCUGCUGUAUCGCUACACCUAACACCUAGCGCUUUAUGCUUGUCCGUAAUAGCAGGACUGAUCAGCUACCUUGAUGUGUGCAGUGCUCAUGUGAUUCAGAACCAUAUAUGUUCUUCCUGUCUGUCUCCAUAGAGACUUGGGUAUAAUCCAUUUCAUUGGUCCAUGACGACCCUGUGGUCUGAGUAUAUUGUUUUGGUCCUGUGUUUGAGUUGUUAAAGCUUUCCUCGGUGCUGUGCUGUCUGUAGACUAGAGUGUAUUAUUUCCAGUAUUAACGAGCAUCACAUGCUGCUCUUGUAGCUGUUGUAAAAUGCUGAAUUCAGUUUUUUUUUUUUAGUCAAGUCAGUUGUUUGUUUGUUUUUUUACUGUGACUUGUACUGUAUCUUUUGAUAUUCCAUGAACAGGAAGUGUUUUAUGUUUGUGGCUUUCCCAGUGUAAACUGAUGUUAUCAUCACCAAAACUUUUGUUAAUAUGAAAUGAGUUUGAAUUUGAUGUAAUGCCAGAUCAUUAUUAUGAUAAAUAAGCCAAAAAUGAUAGAAUAGACUGUAAGCAUUAAGAUAGCAAGCAGAGUAUAUUUUCAAUUAUAUUUUUGGAAGAAAGAUGGAAAAAUAAGAAUGCAACUACUUUUUAGAAGACGGAUAGAAAUUCAUUGUUGUUGAUUUUCUUUCUUUUUCAAUUUGACAGUGGAAUAUUUAUUUUCUGUAUUAUACAGUAAAACUGUCAAUGCCAAAUUG